ACAAACUAAGCAUGGCGACGUUCAAGAAGACCCACACACGUGCCUUUAAUAAGACAGGAAUUAAAGCCACUCCCGACCUUGGUUACUGGAAGAAAUUAGAGUUUCCAGUCACAGUCAAGGAAUUCACAUCAAUAGACUAUGUAGAUGUGAGUCCAACAGAACCAUAUUAUAUAGCUGUGACAUCUGGACCAAAGGUAGACGUGUACCACCAACAGACAACACAAGUUUGGCGCACCAUCUCCAGAUUUCAGCGCAAUGCCUACGGUGCUAGGUUUCGGCAGGACGGGCAGCUCCUGGUGGUGGGGACGGAGGAGGGACAAGUCAAGCUGUUCAACCAGAGACAAAAACAGCUUCUUCGAGUGUUCAAAGGUCACAGCAGCGCAACACACCGCGUUGGUUUCGUGGAAGGGACGUCGCACAUUGUCUCCUUCUCGGACGACCAGACGGCGGCUCUGUGGGACAUAGGGGAUGAAAGCCAAAUUUGUACACUGAAAGGACACACAGAUUUUAUCCGUGCAGGAAUCACUAGCCCAGCAUCUGAAAAUAUCAUCCUGAGUGGAUCCUACGAUCACACUGUGCGGUUAUGGGAUACGCGCACAGGCUCCAGCGUUCUCACAGUCGACCAUGGGGCUCCCGUGGAGAGCAUUUUGUGCUAUCCAUCUGGUGGAGUCUUCAUCUCAGCAGGUGGUAGUGAAGUAAGGGUAUGGGAUACCAUUAGUGGUCGGUUGCUAUCCAAACUGUCACAACACCACAAGACGGUGACGUGCCUUUCCUUUGCCAGCGACAACAACAGACUCAUGUCAGGCUCCCUGGACUGCCACAUCAAGAUAUAUGACGUCAACACAUAUUCGGUUGUUCACACCUUAGACUUUCCCGCCCCGAUUCUCAGUAUGGCAGUGGCGCCAGAGGACUCCAUGCUGGCUGUGGGUAUGAUCUCUGGUGGCUCAGGACUCGUGUCAUUCCAACACCGAAGGGAACAGCAGGAGGUUGAGAAGGACAGCAACAGGGCCAAGAGGAAAGCUGCAGAUAUUCGAAACAUGAUCACAGAGGACUACAGAGUGGUGCCUGACGAACAGAUUAUCAGACAUGAAGAGAAGGAACAGCUCUCCAAAUAUGAUGUCUUCUUAAGAAAGUUCAAGUACAGCCAAGCCCUAGAUACUGUAUUGACGUCCUAUGUAACAAGCAAGACUCCGAAUGUCACUGUUGGAGUUCUACAUGAGUUGAUAAGACGAGAGGGCCUCAAGACAGCGAUAGCCGGAAGAGAAGUGAAACAGCUAGUUCCUCUGUUGAAUUUUGUGAUCAGAUACGUCCGGAAUCCCUUGUACAAGCAGCUGCUGCUUGACGUCUCCAAUGUGAUUAUAGAUUUAUACAGUGACAGUCUUCAUGAAAAUCCAGCAUUAGUGAGGCAGUUCAGGAGACUGCAAGAUGAGAUUGCUGCUGAACUGCGCAUCAGCAGAGAAUAUAUUGGGCUCAUGGGUGCCAUUGAGAUGUUCCUUUCGGCAUCAGAACCUGAGAGAGCACCUUCCACCAUUAAUCCGCAGCACUUGGCUUCAACGUCAAUGCACGAAAACGAAAGUAGCGGCAACCUCCUCCAAUCGUCACCUAAGAAAUCAGCUGCUGUUGUUGUGGAUGUUGUCUAAAGAAUAAAAUAGUCUAUUUUGCU
Messenger RNA from Penaeus indicus, 1663 nucleotides. RefSeq names its product U3 small nucleolar RNA-associated protein 15 homolog. The transcript has 11 exons. NCBI's taxonomy places the organism in Eukaryota, Metazoa, Arthropoda, Malacostraca, Decapoda, Penaeidae. Gene Ontology annotation, biological process: positive regulation of transcription by RNA polymerase I; rRNA processing. Gene Ontology annotation, cellular component: nucleolus. The coding region runs from base 12 to 1640 and encodes 542 amino acids. Gene Ontology annotation, molecular function: protein binding. The record is from RefSeq and is a predicted model, not a curated record.